AUGAAGAACGCUAUUUCGAGUAGCUCCAAGGCCCACAGCGGUAACAAGCGCGAGCAUCAGAGGACACUCAUUAUCAGCAAGCGGCCCCACGUCCAAUCCUUCCGUAACGGUCCCGUCUCGGAACCGGUCAACGUCGACAAAUCGGCGUCCUUCGCUGAGACACAGUUCUUGAAAUGA
Colletotrichum truncatum is the source of this 177-nucleotide messenger RNA. The record is from RefSeq and is a predicted model, not a curated record. NCBI's taxonomy places the organism in Eukaryota, Fungi, Ascomycota, Sordariomycetes, Glomerellales, Glomerellaceae.